Molecule: messenger RNA, 3934 nt
Organism: Frieseomelitta varia
Lineage: Eukaryota; Metazoa; Arthropoda; Insecta; Hymenoptera; Apidae
Gene: Ugt50B3
Product: UDP-glycosyltransferase UGT4
Exons: 9
Coding region: 2134-3717 (527 amino acids)
Molecular function (GO): UDP-glycosyltransferase activity
Source: RefSeq, a predicted model, not a curated record
CGCUCGGUGAUAUCCAAGCACUUCGUGCAUCGCAACGCGCACCGUUGUCUCAAGGUCCGCGAAAAUCGAUCGGCCGAUUUUUUUCCGCUCGAACCGCUCCGUCCGACCCUCUUCGAAAGUAAGUCGAAUUCGAAAUAAAACCCGAUCGAAACUUGCAAAACGCGUAGACGCAACGAACCGUUGAAUCUUGAGAGAUACUUGCGGAGUGUAACAUCGAAAGUCGUGCAACUUCGCUCACGAGGUGAAUCGAAAUUGGAAAAAUUGGAAUCGAGUUAGAAUUCGUAAAAUGUGAACGCAGUCGAAUCGAACGGUAUAGAAUCUUCGUGAGACCGAAUUAAAUUUGCAAAGUAGGAAAAUAUUUCAGCUAAAAUCUACAGAGACAUUGAAAAAUAUUAACUCGGGUCCCGGGUCGAGUGAAAAUUCAGCCGAAUCAGACUAAAUCAAAUAAUUAGAUUAAACUCACGGGUACAGUGAGCAGUAAAAUUAACCUAUCGAACCAGUAAGAACUUCGAUCGCUAAAAGACAUCGUCAGUCGCCCCGUUUCCAUCGAAACGAAAUUCAGUUUGAAAACUUGAAACGGAAUAUCGCGAACGAUCGUUUCGCUAAAUUGACACGUCAAAGAAACGAGAAUCUUCAUCGCGGUGAAAUGCCACUGAAAGAUGUAUCCACAAACGCUUGAUCGAGGCGAGGAACGUCGUGAUCGAGGAUGGAACUGAUGGAAAAGUCCUCGCGGUGAAACUUGAUCGACGAAACGUCGAUUAAGAGGGACGAUUUCCGAGUGUUGGAAGAAGAAACUUCUUUCGCAGAAAUGGUAAGGAGAACGGUGGCGAACGGUUACACGAGAAAGGAAGGAAACGGCUGGCCGCGCGUGAACUAAAAGGAAGAAAGUCGAGGGCGAGCGCUACGAGAGUCCAAAAUCGAGAUAAAGAACCACGGAAACGAAUGUAAUCGGUCAUGCUUGACGAUCUCGCGUAAAAAUGACGAGGGGAUAGCCGGUCGCCGAGAUUCCACGGACGCAUUUGACCGAAGGAAAGCCGCCUCCUCUAAUGGUCUCCCAUUCUCGAGACAAUCGCCCGUUUUAACGGUCGAUGGUCGUUUCUUCUUUCUCAUCAACCUGGCAUUACAAUGAUAAUGGAUCGGACUGCCUUAAUCCUCGCGCUUUGACGAGCCGCGUGUACUUAUUUAGCCGCGGUUCCACCGUACGAAAGAAAACGAACGUUCGCGUCUCGUUCGAGGUGCGUAAAUCGCCGGUGCUACUUAAACCGAGGCAGGACUUUGAGGAAUUUGCGAAAUUCAAUCGAGAAGAGAAGAUAGAGAUAUCGGAGGCAGUGUCGCCGGAUGGGAGGAAUUUAAGAAAUUCAAUUGAGAAGAAGCAAAAAAAAAAAAAAAAAAAAAAGAACAGAAGCAUAGCGCAAGAGCUAUAGUGGCGUAAGGCAAAUAUUAAAAUAUUAGGAGUACAACAGUGAAGUAUUAAGAAGACAGUGAAGUUUUAAUUUUUGAGGGUGUUGAUGAGUGAGAUAUUAAAAUAAUUGCAAGUGGGAAGUUUUUAUAAAACAGAAAAUUUUAUGAGAGAAACACAAGAAACUUGAGUAAAUAGAGAAGACACAAUAUAUCGGAGACACAAAAUAUAAAAUAUUAGGAUCGCGAGUGAGAAGAUAGAACUUGGGGAAAAUUCUAAAGAAUCUAAAGAAUUAAACUGAGAAAAUAGGGAAACAUAGUGGAAACAGCGUGAGACAGAUAGCAUUAAAAGAUAUCAGAAUCAAGCAAGUGCUACGGAUAAUGCGAGAAAAUAAUGUCGAAAUAUUAAGGCUGCAAAGUGAGAGAAAUUCGUAGAAAAGAAUCAAAAGACGAAAAGUUGGAAGAAUCGAAGAAACUACGUUGAACAGAAAAUAUGAAGUGAAGGCCAUCGAAAUAUCGUGAGAGAAGAGUUUGCGGAAGAAACUUGAACAGCUUGAUGGUGCUACCUCGACGAUGAUAUCGUUUCCGAUAUCGAAAGCUUCUUCAAACAGGCACGCAUACUAUAAUUCGAUAUAAGAUCCAUAAAACAGCAGACAGUAUUAACAAAUUAAAUUGUUCCGAGGGGUCAAGAGAGCCGAGACAUCGAAGAAGAAAGAGAAUCCAACAACGCCGGCGAUGCUUGUAAAAUUAAAGAUGGCUAAUUCAAUAGAUGGAGUGGUAAUUCCUUUUGUUAUCUUGCUACUCUGUAAUUCUACGACAGGAUAUAAUAUUCUGUUGGCCACUAUGGGUGGUACAAAGUCGCACACAGUACCAUUUGUGGCGCUGGGUAGCAGUUUGAAGGCACGAGGACACAACGUGACUCUUUUAAGCGCGUUUCCAGGUCCAGCUGCCAACAACGGGUUACAGGAGUUCGUUCCGCCCAUCUUCGAGGCUUAUGUCGGGAAUUACACGUCAGAAUGGGACCUGGUUGGUGCGAGGUUCCGAGAUGAAAUGCCUAUCUCCCCGUGGGAUGCAAUGCGAUACGCCUGGGAGGCAUGUGAGGCGCUUCUUCGCGACGAAAUAUCAGUAUCUUGGCUGAGAAGACCUGAAGGCAAUCAUCAUGCACGAUGGGACGUCGCGGUAGUCGACGGAGCCUUUCCCGAAUGCCUUCUAGGUGUUCUCCAUGGCGAGAAUGUGCCUACCAUCAUGCUAAAUACGGUAGCGCUGUACAGUGGAUCCAUAAGUCGUCAAGGGAACCCGUCGCCAUGGUCCGUCACACCGUAUUUCGGCAAAUCAUUGACCCAGGACAUGAACUUCCUCCAGAGACUUCUAAACGCAGCCUGUCUCGCCACCUUGAGGCUAAUGCACUGGAUCAUGAUCAACGGAUACCUUCAACCGGUUCUAAGAAAGUAUCUAGGAGACCAGCUGCCAGACGUACGAGAUCUGACUACGGAGAUUCCACUGACGCUGCAGAACAGUCAUUACAGCGUGGCUGACUCGGUUCCUUACUUGGCCAACGUGGUGAACGUCGCGUGCCUCCAUUGCAAGCCGGCGACGAACCUCGGCCCCGAUUUGGAGAGUUUCUUGCAACGCGGUUUCAUAUUCGUGUCUAUGGGCUCGUCGGUUCGCGCGUCAGACAUGCCAGAGGCGCUUCGUCAAAUCUUCGUGGCGGUGUUUGCCACGCUCCCGUGCAACGUCGUGUGGAAGUGGGAAGGCAUGAAGAUCAAAGAUCUGCCAUCGAACGUCAGAACGGCGGCAUGGUGGCCGCAACAAGAGCUGCUGGGUCAUCCGAAGCUUCGAGCGUUCGUCUCGCACGGAGGACUUUUGUCCUUGCACGAGGCAGCUUAUCACGCCGCGCCAACCCUCGUUCUACCCGUUUUCUGCGAUCACGAUGGAAACGCGGCUCAAGCUGAGAAAUUGGGUUACGCUUUGGUGAUGGAUUUGUCUAGAAUAUCCAUUGGAAGUUUUCGUGAUGGAAUUCUUAAAGUGGCUGCGGUGCACAACAAUUCGUAUCGAACAGCAGCGAAAAAGAGAAGCUCUUUGCUACGAGAUUUACCAAUUAACCCUAGAAAAUUGGCUACUUGGUGGGUGGAACAUGUCGCCAAAUAUAAAGGAGCCGAACAUUUGAAAAGUUCCGCAAGGUAUAUGAACGUUGUUCACUAUUAUUCUAUCGAUGUGGCAAUAUUUUAUGUGAUAGCGUUAAUCCUGUUGGUGUGCGGAUUGAAGAAACUGUGCUGGAGAACUAUAUUCAAACAAGUUGUUAAAAAGAAAAUCGAUUAGACUGUGAAUAGCAUCAAUCUCAUAGUUUCCUAUGGAGUUAUGUAUUUAUUUAAUACGUUCAAUACCGUCCAAUGGCAUUUGUAUUUUAUCGACUUUUGACAUCGACUAUGUAAAAACUAUACAACUAGAUUAAGAAUAAGUUUGUUGAAAUUUAAAAUGUUUGUAUCAUUCCUACUGCCUUUGGAUACAUAAUACAACGAAACAACGCUCUUUUAAA